This is a messenger RNA of Oncorhynchus masou masou (cherry salmon), 1328 nucleotides long. Its product is annotated as fibrinogen-like protein 1. Gene Ontology annotation, biological process: regulation of immune response; negative regulation of T cell activation. The transcript has 10 exons. Bases 54 to 1328 code for a protein of 424 amino acids. Lineage: Eukaryota; Metazoa; Chordata; Actinopteri; Salmoniformes; Salmonidae. The record is from RefSeq and is a predicted model, not a curated record.
GUAGGGUGAACAGAGCGUCAGUAACACUGGUGGUUGAACAUCGCUCACACGCCAUGGCAGGAGCGUCCACCAUAGUAGUUUUGGGGCUCUUGUUCCUCACGGAAUGCCACUCGGCCCCAGUGCAGUGUGGGGAGAUGGUGGGGCGUCUGCAGGCUGAGAUGGAGGACCUGGUGAGGGUGAUCAACGACCAGCACCGCUACAUCCAGGGGCUUCACCUCAGCCAGGCCCAGAAGCUGCCCCAGAUCCACCAGACACACCUCCAGACUGGGGGCCAGUACAAAGACUGUGCUGAGAUCUUUAAGGAUGGGAACUCCGUUAGUGGCCUGUAUAUGAUCAGACCGGACCAGGCUCCCUCCUCCUUCAUGGUGUUCUGUGACAUGAGUGAUGGAGGAGGCUGGACUGUCGUCCAGAGGAGAAAGGAUGGAACGGAGUCCUUCGACAGAGCGUGGGUGGAGUAUAAGCAUGGUUUUGGAGACAGCGAGUCAGACGGAGAGUUCUGGCUAGGGAACGACCCCCUACACUACCUCACCUCUCAAGGCGACUACAACCUAAAGAUCAACAUGGAGGACUUUGACGGAAACCAGCGCUUCGCCAAGUACAAAAACAUGAAAGUUGAUGAUGAAAAGCGUUCAACUACCAUAGUGCCCUCCAAGCUCAUUACCAAUCUCAGGACCCUGGGCCUGAACAUCUCCCUCUGCAACUGGAUCCUGGACUUCCUGCUGGGCCGCCCCCAGGUGGUGAGGAUUGUCAACAUCACAUCCACCACACUGAUCCUCAACACGGGAGCCCCUCAGGGGAGGUCAGUGACAUGGCAGUGUGGUGCCAGGAAAUGGUUGGUUGAGGACGCCCCCAUCCACAUUGACGGGGCUGUAGUGGAGUGGGUCGAGAGCUUCAAGUUCCUCUGUGUCCACAUCGCUAAGGAACUAACAUGGUCCAUACACACCAACACAGUCCUGCAGAAGAUCCUCAAAAAUUUCUACAGCUGCACCAUUGAGGGCAUCUUAACUGGCUGCAUCACUGCUUGGUACGGCAACUGCUUUGCAUUCGACCACAAGGUGCUACAGAGGAACCAGUAUAGGCUUCAUCUGGGUUACACUGUGCAGAUUCAGGGAACCUCUCCAGAGCCCACUCCCGUCCCAGUGGGCAGUAACCUGGAUUACUGUGGAGAGUGUGAGUCUGGCAACUUGAACGGUCACUACUACAACGGGCCGUACCAAGCGGUGCUGGAUGACGGGGUUGUCUGGUACACCUGGCACGGCUGGUGGUAUUCAAUCAAAUCCGUAGUCAUGAUGAUCCGGGCCUCCGACGUCCAUCUGAAGUCCAACUGA